AUGGUGCUGCAAACUGGCAAACGGGCCGAGAGGCCACAAGGACGUGUACUUCGUGGAUUCGUUGCACUUCUUGCAGUGCUUUCCACGGUGCUGGGAGCUACGACAUUUCUGCAGGCAUUGGGCGCAGGUGUCGGCCGGCGGCAGUUUGCUCUAGGCCUUGCGACGGCGCCGCUUUAUUUGGGACAUCCACAACCGGCCAGCGCAGAAGUUGCAUGGGCCGGGGCUUACGACGAUCCUGAGUAUCCCGGUUGCAAAAGGAGACUCCUGGAUCUGGGCUCGGGCAACAUCCAAUUCAACCUCAAGGAUCCUGAGAAGGGCAGAACGUGCAAGCAGAACAAGAACCUGGACAAAUUCCUGCUUCCAGGCAAAGUUCAGGGUGACCAAAUCACCGUCGACUUCUCUCCGAGGGGUGGGCCCAGCAAGGUGGUCGGCAAGUGGGACGGAAGUGCCAUCGUCUUUCAAGAUGGCAAGAAAUGGACAAAGAUCGCAGGCGAGAAGCAGAAAUCCCAGAAAGGCAUAGUCAACACACGAAUUGGUGGUAUUCAGUUCACCGAGCCAGAAGAUUAG
Molecule: messenger RNA, 567 nt
Organism: Symbiodinium sp. CCMP2592
Lineage: Eukaryota; Dinophyceae; Suessiales; Symbiodiniaceae
Source: the annotation of a GenBank genome assembly